This is a messenger RNA of Volvox carteri f. nagariensis, 1713 nucleotides long. RefSeq lists its product as uncharacterized. Gene Ontology annotation, cellular component: cytoplasm; nucleus. NCBI's taxonomy places the organism in Eukaryota, Viridiplantae, Chlorophyta, Chlorophyceae, Chlamydomonadales, Volvocaceae. The record is from RefSeq and is a predicted model, not a curated record. Bases 128 to 1180 code for a protein of 350 amino acids. The transcript has 8 exons.
UGCUAAACUUUAGCAGGACACGAUAUCAGUACGCUGUGUUUCAUAAUCAGCAAGUGUUACCUGCAAUUUGCAAAGUUAAAGGCAAAUAAGGAUAAAGCACUUGUGUAACGGGUUCCUGAAGAGGCGUAUGGGUUUGGUCGUCGCCAGUAUUCCCGGGGGACCUGCAGCACAGAUUACAGGCAACAAGCGGCCCAUGGUGAAAAAGAUCGGCACCCACAGCGGCUCCUUCCACUGCGAUGAAGCGCUGGGAUGCUGGUUGCUGCGCCGGACUACCCUAUUCCAGGAAGCCGAAAUCGUGCGGACGCGCGAUCCAGAGGUGCUCAAAGACCUGGAUGUGGUAAUUGAUGUCGGUGGCGUUUACGACCCAGAUCGUAUGCGCUUUGACCACCACCAGCGCGGCUUCGAAACCAAGUUCGGAUUUGGAUUCGAGGCCACCAAGCUGAGUUCCGCCGGCCUGGUGUACAAGCAUUUCGGGCGGGAAAUCAUCGCGGGGCUGCUCUCCUGGCCCAUAGACCACCCGGACCUGGAGAUGGUCUAUCUGGAGGUCUACCGCAACUUCAUCGAGUCGGUCGAUGCGAUUGAUAACGGCGUCAUGCAGUACAACUUACCACCCGGUACGGUGCCGCGGUACUUGAACAAUACGACACUGAGUUGUCGAGUUGGCAAACUCAACCCACGCUGGAAUGAACCCAGCGAUGACGCCACGUUGUACGAACGGUUUUUGAGGGCUGUGGAACUGACAGGUUCGGAGUUCAGCGAGGCGGUGGACUGGGUGGCCCGGGGCUGGCUGCCGGGCAGGAGGCCUGUGGAGGCGGCGCUGGCGGAGCGACACUCCGUGCACCCCAGCGGCAAGAUCCUACUGCUCAAAGAGUUUUGCCCCUGGAAGGACCACCUGUACAACCUGGAGGAGGAGGGCGGCUUUGUUGGGGAACUGCUCUACGCCAUAUUCCAGGAUGAGCGGGACAAGACGUACAGGGUGCAGGCUGUAAGUGUGGGGCCGGGUAGCUUUGAGAACCGCCGGUCGCUGCCUUGCGCCUGGAGGGGGUUACGUGACGAGGCGCUCAGCGCCCUCUCGGGUAUCCCGGACUGCGUGUUCGUGCACGCGGGUGGCUUCAUCGGGGGGAACAAGACCCUGGAGGGCGCGUUGGAGAUGGCCAAGCGCAGCCUGGAGCUGGAGUGAUGCUGUCUGUAGUCGGGAUGUGGCCACCCGGGGUGUGCCAAGAAGAAGGGGAAUGCGGAGAAAGGCGCGGCAUUGUGGUGCUUGACAGCUGCGGCAUCUCGUGAUUUUCAGAGGGCGGUCAGGAUGUUUCAUUCCGCUCACUGCCCCGGGUGGCGUUUGCCUCGGGAGCUUUUCCAGGGAGGGCUUGGCUUCAAUGUCAUUCGGUGCACAUGUGCGGAUAUUCCGAAGACGGGUAACGCAGGACUACUUGGUGACGGUUUGUGUGAGCAGGCGGUAUUUCGACGGUAGCGUGCAGCAGCUCGCUCGGCUGGCUUGAUGCGUGAUGGACGGGUGGAUGCAUGCAUGUGCGUGCGACCCUUCGCUGGAUAUUGUCCAACCGGGCUCCUUUCACCUCGAAAGGGCAGGAGGUUGUGGCCGGUUAGGUUAUAAAACUGGUGAGUACGGCCUCACAUGGCAUAAGCUCACUUCGGCCAUUUCCAUACAUCCUCUGAAGGGCCCAUACUUCGGCCACUUGUCAAACCGCAAGGCUCCCC